Molecule: messenger RNA, 2868 nt
Organism: Drepanopeziza brunnea f. sp. 'multigermtubi' MB_m1
Lineage: Eukaryota; Fungi; Ascomycota; Leotiomycetes; Helotiales; Drepanopezizaceae
Source: RefSeq, a predicted model, not a curated record
AUGUCGGCUUUGCAAGGAAUCGCUAGCUAUUUUCCAAAGGACAAGCAUUGCUGGGUAAAGUGUAAGGUGAGAGCGUGGUCCGUGCACAGUGCACGGACACCUCAGCCUUGGCAUGCUCCCACUACAACCUCGCCCCCAAUUCCUAGUGAGGCUAAUACUAGCGGUUCCCCAAGCAAGAAGCAAAGGGAAGCUGCAGUCAAGGCAAACCUAGCUAUACAGCAACAUCAAUAUACUACGAAGAGAGGAAAGGCGGCAGAGGAACUGCCUGCUUCAGAGAAACCAUCAUUGGUGCUUGAACCUGGAAUCUCUUCAUCACCCCCUCAACCACGCUACCCAACGCUACCAGACGUAGGAAGCUCACCAUACGUGGCAGCAACUCUGCCUGAGGUAUACCCUCAAUUCUUCCCCGAGGCUAACAAAGGUGAACUCUCAUCCAGUGAAGACGAGUUUACUACUCCCUUAAAGAAGAUCUCUAGGUCGCUAGCGCGCUCAGUCGACAGCGAACCUCCCCCUCCUCCGAGUCCUCCGAGUCCUCCCGAACCACUCACUACGACUAUACCUAUACGUCGAAAGAAGAUGAGUUCGAGCCACAGCCUCAACCUACCCGAAGCUUCAAAGCUGAAGGGAGAAAUCACCCUCGAAUCUCUUAUUAAGGACAUCACCGACGAGGCUCGAGGCAGCGACUCAACCAAAACAAUCAAUGGUCAGGCCUUGUACGGUAACAAAUCAAACUCAAACUCGAACUCGAAUAACUCGAAUGCGAACAACAAAAGAAGAAACAAAGACAAGAGACCUGAUUGCAAGCACUGCAAGCAGCCCAAACCUCUACACCCCCUUGAGGAUUGCUUCGUCAUCAACAAAGAGCUACGAGAGGCGUUUGAGAAUAAAACUAGCAAGAAGGCUAUCUUAUACUUUAAGCGUGUUGAGAACAAGAAAGGUGGAAGAAACAACAACAAGAAGAAGGACGAUGAGGAAGUUGACGGAGAGAUCUUUUCCCACGCGCUCCUUCUUAUUGAGGAACUUCCAGUUGAUGCUAGUGGCACAGCACUCUACACGUCGUUAAAUAAGAAUCGUUGGCUCUACGAUAUAAGAGCAACUGAUCACGUUUGCAAUGAUCUCUCUAAGUUUACUGUUUAUACAGCUAAAGAGGAUCUACCCUUCAUGAAUACUGUGGGAGGCCUAGUUCGCCCCUUUAGUAUUGGCAUCUGUGUCAUCAAAUGCUUUAGAUCGCGAGGCUUGGCAAGCGUCAUUAAGUUUCGCGACACUCAAGGUAGUGUUGUAGGAAUGAAGUUCAAGGAGACCAAAACUGGUAAGACACGUGUUUGCGCCCCUUGUGAGAAAGGUCGUCCUUUUAAGAAGACCAAUAAGGUGUCAGCACGCAAGAGACCUACGAUUGCUCUACAAGAGCUAUACAUGAGAGAGUUAGCAGACCACCUAGGUAUGUUACUUGAGGAAUCGACACCUUACACCCCCGAGCAAGACGGUAGAUCGGAGCGAUCUAUUCGUACUUUAAUGGAAAAGCUACGCACCGCAACCAUUGAUCAGGAGAUUCCUGAGUUCUUAUGGCCCGAGUGCUUGAUAGCAGUAAUCCAUAUCACUAAUCUCACAGCUAACACUGCCCUUUUGGAUGGAAAGACCUUUUACGAGGCUUUCUGGGAUGACAUUGAGCUAGGGGUGAUCUAUAAACCUUCGGUCAAGCACCUGCGAGUACUCGGAUGCAAAGUCUACGUCUUAAUUGAGCCUGAACGCCGCGUACAAAGUCGCAAACUGGCGCCUAGAGCUGAGGUCGGAACAUUGCACAACCAGGAUCAAGAGUCCUUUAGAGGCCUUGAUCACUACGUCCAGGAUGGACUAGAUUUCGAUAAUAAUUUGGAAGAGACUGAGGACGAGGAGGCUACCGAUAAGCUCUUUGAACCUUAUAGAGCUCUUUCUCCAAACGAUGAGGAGGAGGUUGAGGAGGAGGUCGAGGAGGAGGUUGUUCCCUUUGAGGAGUACUUUGCUCUUCGACGCAAGGAGACGUGGUCAAUUAUGAAGAAGCGUGAUAUCUUUAAGGGUGGACGUAUUCUAGGCUCACGUCUAUUAUUUAAGACUAAGAGAGAUGAAAACGGAAAGAUCGAGCGAUACAAACAAAAAGGCCGUGAUUACGAUCAGACCUUCGCUGGAGUAUGCAAAUCAGCUGUUUGGAAGCUUGCAAUUGCUUUAGCCGCCUUGUACGACCUGGAGGUCCAACAGUUCGAUGUUGACAUUGCUUUCUUGAAUAGUGAAGCUGAUAGCGACAUCUAUGUCAAAGCUCCACCAGGAUGGGUCGAAUUCGGCUACACUCUUACUAAUGAGGACUGCUUAAAGCUACGCAAAGCUCUGUAUAGCCUUAAACAAUCACUACGCCUUUGGCAGAAGUUGCUACGAGAGCGACUUGCUAAGCUAAGAUUCGCCUUUAUAGAAACUGACAACUGUGUCUAUAUCAAUAGAGACUUUAGAAUCAUGGUUGUUACGUAUGUUGACGAUUUCUUAGUAAUCGGCAAAUCGGGUCUAGUUUACGAGCAAUUCAAGAAGGAUCUGCAUAACCUUUUUAAUAUCACUUGCACUAGCGAGGCUUCUUACUUCUUAAGAGUUAGAAUCGUUAGAGACCGAGCAGCUGGCAUUAUUACCUUGUGUCAAGACGCCUAUAUUGACAAGGUGUUGGACCGUUUUGCUCUUUCCUCAACCGAGGCUAAGUACGUAGCUAUGUGCAAAUUCGCUCAAGAGGCCGCCUGGAUUAGGCAGGUACUCAAUGAGGUUAGCUAUAAGAAGGCUGACGCGAAGAAAAUUGAGAUGAUUUGUGACUCACAAAGAGCACUCUCACUCUCUGAAAACCUUGAAUACUACUAA